AUGGAAGAUUCGGACACCAGAGCAAUUCUUCCCGAAGAUACUCUAUCGUCUGCAGACGACGACAUACCGAUAAAUGACACAUUUUCUAAAAACGAGGAGGUUGAGAAGAAGGGACACAUUUGCUCUAGACGGCCGCCGUUCGCUUGCCCGCUUUCGGUUUCUGUUGAACCCGUGUUGUUCUUAUCGAUGUUCUCGCUGUCUCUUCAGUGGCCGCUGUCUACGCAGUACCUAUGGGACCGCAUCAGUGAAGACGUCGGUUACAAUGGAACAAAAGUAGGGGGAUGUGCCAACACUUCUGGGCCCCCAGACCCACUUCAAAAGGUGGGGGAAACAGACAAUCCUCUAUCACCCCUGCAGCCUCGCUACUGUUAUUUUACUGCUGAUCUUUAAUAGAUGUUGUACUUAUCAAUUUCUUACUUAACACUUAUUUUUCUUAAAAGUGCAUUGUUGGUUAAGGGCUUGUAAGUAAGCAUUUCACUGUAAGGUUUACACCUGUUGUAUUCGGCGCAUGUGACAAAUACAAUUUGAUUUGAUCACUCCUGUUCUUGGAGGCCCACACUGUGUGCAGGCUUUUAUUUCAGCCCAGCACUAACACAGCUGGUUCAGCAAAUAAAGGUCUUGAAUGAUGAUUAAAUAAUGUAUUGGUUGUUUGAAAACAUAAAAUAAUAACCUAACAUCACGUGUAACAUCUUAAUAAUCCAGGAUCAGUUUCAGACAAACAGGCACAUGACAUCAACCAGACGAAGAUACAGUACAUCAAUAUUAAAAGCAGCACGUCAGUAAAGAACAUGUACAUGACACAAGUUCAAAAAAUUUUUUUGUGCAAUACAUCAAAAGACGGCCAAUAACAGUAUCAAAAUACUUAAUGUAAGACAGCAUCGUUCCUUACAUAAGGCAACGCCAACUAGUGACAUCAGGUGACAACUAGAAACAACUACAUGUCUCAACAACCUGUUCAUCUAUUUGUCCUUGACACCAGGUCCUGGAGUUUUAGGUUGGCUUGCAAAUAACUGACCAUAACAAUGAACUGUUUGCUUUCAUCAUAACUCAAACCAUAUCCUCUCAUCAUCAGGAGGUGGAGACCCUGACAGCCCACUGGAACCUGUACAUCAAUUUGGGAGGCUUUGCAGUGGGGCUGUUUGUGGUGACUCUGCUGGGCUCCUGGAGCGACCAGGGGGGCCGGCGGCCCGUGCUCAUCCUGCCCAGCCUGGGUCUGGCCCUGCAGGCUGGGGUCUACCUGGUGGUCAUGUACCUCAAGCUGCCCGUGGUCUGGUUCCUCCUGGGCAGGCUGCUCUCAGGCCUCUCAGGUAGGGAUAAGUCCUGUAUUGAUAAGGAGAUGGGACACCAUUAUGUUAGCAUCAGGAACAUCUUUACUAAGAUACAACCGGAUAAUACAUCAUGCUAAGUCCAACUCAAGUUUUUCAGAAUCAAUUAGUUGCUAGGGCCAAUUAACCAAUUAAUCCGCUUUUUUAAAACAUUUUUUUUUUUAUCAAUGUGGGUAUCCUUGACUGACUUAUCGAUGCAUCAAUUAACUCAUCCUUACUCUCAGGCGACUUCAACACCAUCCUGGCAGGCUGCUUUGCCUAUGUGGCUGACACCAGCGACAGGGGCUCCCUGACCUUCAGGGUGGCAGUGCUGGAGGCCUGUCUGGGACUGGCUGGCAUGCUGGCUAGUAUCAUAGGGGGGCAGUGGCGGCAGGCACAAGGGUAGGUUAUAUCAUGUUAAGAUGGCCCAAGGUAGCUAGCUAUCUGUGGAUGAAAAACAUAUCACUCUCAUAGUCUUCUUCAAUUCAUUUUUUGAUUACAGUAUGUUUGUAAGCUUCUAAACUUGUGAUACAGUAAUGUAACUGGAUAACACUUAUACCUCUCAUGGGGACUUGAUCCAUACUGAAAUAACUGAAAUCCCCACCCUUUAUUUUCCUCUCCAGGUACAUUAACCCAUUCUGGCUGGUGCUGGCCACUAACCUGGCUGCUGCCCUUUAUGCCUACCUGUUUGUACCCGAGUCCAUCACCCCUGACCCCAGUGCCAAACUCUUCACCACCCGCCACCACCGCGCUAUCUACCGCCUCUACUCUGCACUAGGCGACCCCACCGAGGUCGGCAGUCACACAAAAUGGAGGAGGUACAAACUGUGGCUCUACACCUUCUGCUUCUUCCUGGUGGUGACGGUCCACUUUGGCAGCCGGGAGCUGUAUGUUCUGUAUGAGCUGAGCUCGCCGCUGUGCUGGGGCCCAGGGCUGAUUGGCUGGGGGUCUGCAGCCCUGAAUCUGGCCUACCUCAGCAGCCUCCUGGGGUUGAGGACCAUGCAGCGAUGUCUAGAGGACUCCUGGGUGUCUCUGGUGGGACUGGCCUCAAACAUGACCGGCCUGGUGGUCAUCUCACUGGCCAACACUACUGAACUCAUGUUCACAGGUGAGAGGCUAUCCCAGAAGACAAAACAAGUUAAAUUGACAUCAUUACAACCAGAUUACAAUCAGUUUAGAGUUGACUAGAUUUGUUUAUUGUUAUGACCUUUUUCACAAUGUAUUAUUAGUCUUAGUGAACAUGUGCUCUUGGCUCAGCUAUCAACAGUAUAAGUCUUUGCAGCAUUACCUGGUGGUGUCUUGAGAACAGUGCACUGGGAGAAACGCUCUAGUAGCACACAGUAAGACAUGUGUCCCAGAGUACUAGAUCAAUAAGCCUGCCCUGGACGACUUCUGUUUUCUCUCUCCUCCUGUCUCGUUCUUCCACAGAGAUCACACAGCUGGGUAAAGGUUGCAAAACUCACCGCUUAUUCACUGCCCUCUAGUGAUGGUGAUAGAUUAUACAUGGAACAUGCCCAUCAUCAUUGUUUUGUCUCCAUUCCCCAAGUAACUUUCCGUAGUGUACCUUUAACAGGUAAGUGUGUGUCCACUCCCCUUCUCUAACAGGCUAUGGGCUGUGCUUCCUCUACAUGGCAGCCACUCCAGUCCUCAGGGCCAAGCUGUCCAAGCUGGUGGGGCCUGAAGAACAAGGUGAGAGAGAGCUUUCAAAAGAGGGCCCUUAGCUGGGAUAUAUUCACAAUAUGUCACGAACUCUCAUGUAUACAGUUUCAUAGUGCUCUAUGACUACAUCUAUAAGGUGCUAUAAAUGUUCAUAAGGUAGCAUAACACUUCAUAAGAAUAUGUUUUAAGUGCUACAGACAUCCUCUAUGUCCUGUCCUGUGUGUUUCAGGUGCGUUGUUUGCGUCAGUGGCCUGUGUGGAGGGGCUGUGUUCCCUGGUGGCCAGCGGCCUCUUUAACUCUCUCUACCCAGCCACCCUGCACAUCAUGAAGGGAUUCCCCUUCCUGUUCGGAGCCCUCCUCCUCCUCAUCCCCACAGGGAUCAUUGGGUAAGUCCUUCCUUACCUGAAAUUCCUAUUUCAGUUUUCCUAAUUUAAAACACUGAGGCCAUAAACACCUUGUUGUGUGUUUAGGAUAGUGGAGUGUCGGGAUCAAAGGACAGAUAGAAGAGAGGACUCUGCAACAUCCUGACACUGACAGACAGACAGCCAGACAGACAGGUAGUAGAUAAACUUCCUCACAUCACAGCUUGAGCCUCUGGAAGGCCACAGCCUCUGCUGCCCUACAUACACCUUUUCACCAGUGUGUAGGAGAGGUAGCUGACUGUCAUUCGACCACACAGAGGUUAGAUUCCGUGGCUUCAACACCAAAAGACCAAAAAGCUGGAACCACCAGCCAACCCCCCAUGACAGACAUCACUGUGCGCUACGUCAUGUGAGACAAGAAGAGAAAGAGGUCUGGGUUCCCUGUUGUAUUUUAAACUGAAAAUCUAAUGUGAGCUGACAUACAAUUGUGGUCAAAUAAUACCCACAGUACUAUAGCAAACUAUCCAAGGGCAGGCAGAAAAUACAUGACUCAGAAAAUAUGAAAUUCAAUAACAGUGCAUCUCGAUGUCACCAAAGCAUGCGAGCAGCAGAUAGAUCGGCUGUAGCCCAACUUGUCCAGACUCAACCAUUAGUAUCUCUUAACAAAACGAGACCCAUCGGCUUCUAACAGCAGUCAGGGAGUACUGAGUUACACUGCUUACAGUUUACUGUCAUCCCUCCAUUCAACAGAUAGCCCAGUCUAACCCCUUAAGUGCACUCACACAGCAACCCUGUCACCCCUCCAUACAAUACAACAGAUAGGCAAGGCAAGUCUGUGUGUGUGCCAAUAGAUGGCCUAGUCUAAACUCCCUGCUCCCUAAAGUGUUCUCACAUAGCAACACAAGGCCACAGCUAGCUCACACACACCACACUCACUGACCUGGGUUCAACCCUCAGUAGCACAGGGGGCAACCAGAUCUCUUAUAACACAUUUAAAAGGAUGCAACUGGAACUGAGGGAUUACGGCCAGGGGAAGAGUUGAAGCAUUACUGUCACUCAGUAUUUGGGAUGAUAUAUUUUGAUUGGCUGUUAGGGAGAAGGAAGGCCUGUGAUAGGCCUACUGGCUUCCUGUCUUCUGAAAUCAUGUAACCAAUGUGUUCAAUGCACUGACUGGAAGUUGCUUUGGAUAAGAGUUUCUGCUAAAUGA
Coregonus sp. 'balchen' is the source of this 4532-nucleotide messenger RNA. The record is from the annotation of a GenBank genome assembly. NCBI's taxonomy places the organism in Eukaryota, Metazoa, Chordata, Actinopteri, Salmoniformes, Salmonidae.